This is a messenger RNA of Ostrea edulis (European flat oyster), 3697 nucleotides long. RefSeq names its product mirror-image polydactyly gene 1 protein-like. The record is from RefSeq and is a predicted model, not a curated record. The coding region runs from base 27 to 2144 and encodes 705 amino acids. The transcript has 13 exons. Lineage: Eukaryota; Metazoa; Mollusca; Bivalvia; Ostreida; Ostreidae.
CAGUGUCAGUUUACACAGGAUUCAAGAUGGAGGAUGAUGGAGAUUUCGAUCGAAAAUCUGAAAAGGUUCCAGAAAUUAGCUACCACAGAAAAUUAGACAGAUCACCUGAAAAGGAUAUAAAACUAAUGAACGAAUACGACAAGAAAUUGAUUAGUGCGUUCCGAAGGGCUAAGGAGAAUGCUAGACUGAAAUUAGUGGAUUUGCAAGAUGAAAUCGAUGACAGGGACAGGGUGAUAGAAGAAGAGAGACAACUGCGUCAGUCUGCCGAGGAACGACUGCAGUCCCAUCUGAUUGACCUCUACAACAAUACGGAGGUCAAUAAGGAGUUAAGGGAACGCCUCCCUCGAGCCAACAAAUCAGAUCCUCUGGAAUCCAAAUUACCCAACCAUGAAACUGUAGAGAAAUCAGUUGUCAUAGAAACAAUGGAGAAAUCGCCUGAUGCUACAGUUCAGAGUUCAGCUGCAGCUGUUACUAAUGGUGUGAAUAUCUUAGAAAUUGAAAACCAGAUUAUACCUAACAAAGAGAACCAGCCAGAUAAGAAGAGGGAAGAUUCACCAUCAGAAUCAAUAGUGAAUACAACACCACCAAGUCCUCCUAGGAGACCACUCUCAUCUGCGUUGACAAAUUCUCCACAGUUCCCAUUCACCCCCUACACCCCUUCUUUCAUGCAUUCCCAGAUGUACCUCAACCAGCCCUAUGCUGCUGGCUAUCUGAGCCCCUCCUUGUUUUCCUACAACAUGGGUUCACCCAGGGGACAGUGCAUAAGACCCUCAUUUACCUCAAGUCUUCAACAGAACUCUAGUGUGCAGCCCUCUGAAGAAGUUUCUACUCCGACGAGUUCAACCACUGCUGCCCCUACAGAAAACACAGACAUCCCUCUAGAAGUGACUGACCUUAAUUCAAGUCCUCAAAAAGAGGACAAGUCAUGUGAUCAGCAGCCUUCUCCUGCUUUGGGGUUCCAGACAGGGUACAGUCCAUAUACUGCAGCAGAAUCCUCCUUUCGAAGUGCCUUAUUUCCACCUCCCAGUUCCUCGCAAGUGCAAUCCUCCAUACCAGGCUUUUUCCCUGCAUUUUCUCAUGGAUAUGGGCUUGCUGCAUCUAGGAAUCCAUCAGACCAAUCAAAACAAAUCUCUCUUCUGCUGUCGGAACUAGAUGCUGCUAAAGCUCAGAACAAAAGAUUAGCAGAAAAGCUGGCUCAAACAGAACAUGAUCUGGAGACCUCCAGGCUGAGACUUAAGACAAAAGAUGUGGAUGUUAAGGGGGACACAGAUGCUACUUCUGCUGCAGGAUUGGUCCAGGACAUCCACACAGCACAGAGAAAGAGAGAAGAGAGCAUGAUGGGAAGGAUGAAGCUGAACUGUCAGGAAAAAGAGGAAGCACUGCGGAGACUGAGAGAUCUAGAGAGACGGCUGGAUGAGGGUUACUCGGACAACACUGACCUGUCGGACUUUGAGGACCCUGAUGAGGAUGAGGUUGUGGAGGGCAUUGACAACUUGUUGUCACAGAUAGACUCCAGCUAUGGAUCAGACAAGAAAUAUAUUUCUCUUCUACGACGUCUCGAGUUGGUCAAACAGCGACAAAGGGAGAUCACGAAGGAGGAAAUGCACACCGUGCUGGAGGAGAGAGACAUAGCACAGUCCAGGGCAAGAAAACUGGAGGAGGAGUUGUUAAAGUAUCAAAGAGAGAAUUCGUCUUCUAACAGCGAGCCACAUCUCCAGGCAAAGUUGGCAAUUCUCCAACAAGAGCGCGAUUUGGCACUUGCGCAAAAUCGACAACUCGCGGAUGAAAUUCAGACGAUACGCAUCUACUAUAGCCUCCACAAAUCCCUCACCUCGGAGUCCCAGCCCGCGGAUGAAGUCAACUCACUUCAUCCCUUCAAGUCCUCGAUGAGCAACAAUACAGAGAAGGAAAAGCGCCACCUGGUAGAACAGCUAGCAGAGGAAAGGCGGGAAAAGAAUCAUCUACAAAUUGAACUAGAAAAAAUGGAGGCAUGCGUAGAGGAGAGCUCAAGGGAGAGCGAGAGGUUGAACAAUUUGGUUGGUACACUAAGACGAAAAUUGAAAACAGAGUUGGCGAAGGCAGAAGCGGCUGUUUCACAUGAUAAAAUCUCGUGUGGUGCCUCUGCAUACUCUAGAAGUGGAUAGAUGAUAUACAUGUACAGCUAUUGUUAAUGUUUACCAAAUUAUGAAAUAAUUUCUCAAUACAGAUAGGUAUUCACUGUUGGUUUGAUUAAGUUAUCUGAAUUGUUAUCUAUUCAGUGUGGGUAGCAUCAUUGGACUGGUUGUCUUUGUCAGUUUUACAGCUGAUGUUUCAUGUGAUCUAUAAAAUUAUUUACAGUGAAGUAGAGAGAGAAGAAGAAGCAUAGGAUAUAUAUAUGUCAUGAUUUAGAUAAUUUAUUAAAAGUUCUUAUUUGUGUGCUAUAUAAUUGUGUUACAAUUUGAACAUUUUAUACUAUGUCAUUUACAUAUACCUGGUAUAUAUUGAUAUUAUGUACAUAUAUAAAUAUAUAUAUAUUUAUAUUCUGUAGUUUGAUAUACAACUUCCCAUUUGGCAAUAUUAUGACUUCUAUUUAUAGACGUCACUGUGGGUAUUUUCUUCCGUUUUUGUGCAAUCUCUUUCUUUCAUAUACUGCCAUAAACCUUUCCAUUCUUUAAAUUAAUGAAAGGAUUCUUUUUAAAUAUUGCGAAAAAAUACUAUUAUACCUUGAAAAAGGCAAUGAUAUGAUGUAAAUCAUAUAGCACUGCACUCCAUAUCUUGUGUUUGUACCUGCUUGCACUUUUGUUCCAUUGCUAUCAUAGAUAUAUUUUUAUUGUAUUUUCAACAUGUCAUCAGUUAUUUUUUUUUGUUGCCAUUGUGAUAACACGGUCCUUCUACACACUAUAUAUCAUAGAUUGUUUUCUGUCACAUGACUACACACUAUAUAUCAUAGAUUGUUUUCUGUCACGUGACUACACACUAUAUAUCGUAGAUUGUUUUCUGUCACGUGACUAUACACUAUAUUUCAUAGAUUAUUUUCACUAUAUAUCAUAGAUUGUUUUCUGUCACGUGACUACACACUAUAUAUCAUAGAUUGUUUUCUGUCACGUGACUACACACUAUAUAUCAUAGAUUGUUUUCUGUCACGUGACUAUACACUAUAUUUCAUAGAUUAUUUUCACUAUAUAUCAUAGAUUGUUUUCUGUCACGUGACUACACACUAUAUAUCAUAGAUUGUUUUCUGUCACGUGACUACACACUAUAUAUCAUAGAUUGUUUUCUGUCACGUGACUGCACACUAUAUAUCAUAGAUUGUUUUCUGUCACGUGACUACACACUAUAUUUUAUAGAUUGUUUUCUGUCACGUGACUACACAUUUUGUAUCAGAUUGUUUUCUGUCACGUGGCUACACACUGUGUCAGAUUGUUUUCUGUCACGUGACUACACACUAUACAUGUAUAUCAUAGAUUGUUUUCUGUCACUUGACUACACACUGUGUAUCAUAGAUUGUUUUCUGUCACGUUUCUACACAAGGUAUGUCAAAGUUCCGUCCCGUUUAUUUUUCUUUUCUUUACGUUUUCUAUUUCAUGAUCGAUUUAUAACAAUGUCUCAUUCUGUUGUGAUAUACAUAUUUAUUGGUCAUUAGAUUACUAAUAUAAUUAAGAAAUAUAUAAUUGUUAUUUUUAAGAGAUUACGAUAUUUAAUAAAUUUUACAGAACAA